This is a messenger RNA of Aspergillus vadensis CBS 113365, 1623 nucleotides long. RefSeq names its product alpha methylacyl-CoA racemase. The transcript has 3 exons. Lineage: Eukaryota; Fungi; Ascomycota; Eurotiomycetes; Eurotiales; Aspergillaceae. The record is from RefSeq and is a predicted model, not a curated record. Gene Ontology annotation, molecular function: catalytic activity. Bases 1 to 1623 code for a protein of 540 amino acids.
AUGACAGUGGCCCAUGAAACCAUUCCCGGUACGGAGGUCUACGGACCCGGCACUUUCAUCGACAAGACUGUACUUCCAGUGCCUGUAGACGCUCGUCGGGUGUUUGAGCUUCUCGCCUCUCGAACCCCUGGGUUUACCCAGAACAAAGCAGUAUGGGAUACCGUCCACUUCGAAGGACGACCUGAGCCUAUGGUUCAAGGUCCGAUCAAAUCACCCGUCAUGGCAGCUGCGCUUCAUGCCAUGGGAGGAGUAGUGGCUAAUGAGCUUCUUGAACUGCGUGAUGGAAAGCCCGCGACGGAGAAUAGUGUGACAGUCAAUACCGACCAUGCAGGCAUCUGGCUCGGGUCUGUGUUCACCACGUACAUCAAUGGUUCCGAUGAUCCCAAAGUGUGGUAUCAGCUUCAUGGUUCACUCGACGCAAACGCUGCUCUUCGGACAAUGGGAAUCAACCCUGAUGUGACUUUCAGCACACCCCAACAAUACUAUGACUAUAUCCAAGGGCAUAUCAUCAAGUGGUCGCCCGAUGAGCUUGAAAUGCACAACGUGCGCCAUGGUUUGUGUGGAAGCAUCUGCUACUCUCCGGAGGGCUGGAGGAAGACGGAGUUUGGUAAACGCCUUUCCAGACACCCCUUGGUCAAUGUGACGGCGGAGACAUAUGCAAAGCCUACGCCUCCAAUCCCUCUAGUCAAGGGUCUGUCUGACAAGCGGCCACUUGCUGGAAUCAAGGUCCUUGAGAUGGUUCGUAUCAUUGCUGGACCGCAGAUUGGCGUUACCUUGGCAUCCUACGGGGCGGACGUGAUCCGUGUUAAUUGUAGCAGACUGGUGGACCUUAAUGUCCUCCAGCUCACACUGAAUGCGGGAAAGCGGACUAUUGACCUCGACAUCACCAAGCCGAAAGACAUGGAACGACUGCAAGAACUCCUUGCAGAUGUUGAUAUUUUCAUCCAAGGGUUCAGAAUGGGUUCCCUAGAGCGGAAAGGACUAGGGCUCCGCAACAUGCUGGAGAUAGCAGCUAAAAGGAACAAGGGAAUCAUCUAUGUCGACGAGAACUGUUACGGUCCAGAUGGCCCGUUCCAUGAGCGUCCUGGGUGGCAGCAGAUUGGAGAUGCGGCAUCUGGAAGCGAAUAUGUGAUGGGUCGAUCACAAGGCUAUGAGGAAGGAAAGAGUGUAUUGCCACCACUCCCUGUGUCUGAUAUGAUAACGGGCAUUGUCGGUGCGGUUGGCGCCCUGAUUGCGGUAAAGAGACGGGCAGUUGAAGGCGGCUCAUAUCACAUCACUAGCUCUUUGGUUGCUGCUGAUGCAGUUGCACUGGAGAAGGAAGUAGGGUUAUACCCCCUUGAGGUGGUACGAGACACAGUCGAGCGAUUUGGGUUCAAGGAGAUUACUCCUGAUCAAUACGUUUCCGAAGUCCUGAUCCCAGUCAUUGACGGUUGGAAAAGAGGAUUGCCUCAUGAUUUGGACGAGGACUCGAGGUUCAUGACGACAUUCAAGGAGCCAGGACCAUGGGGCCGCCAGACUCUCUUGAAACCCGUUGCAAAAUUGGGUCUUGAGGAGGCGACGCCAAGAUUGACUUCUCCUCCUGUCCCGCACUGCCAUCAUGGUAGGUAUAUCAGUUGGCUUUGA